ACACUCCACUGCGACAUCUGCUUGGAAAUCAGGUUGACGGGUUGACCUACGGCCUGUGUCAGAGGUCACAACAUGGCGUCAAGUGGACAUUUUGGCGACUCGUCCGGAGAGAAAACCGCCAAACUGGACAUGUCUCAUGGGUUUGUACACCACAUACGGCGGAACCAAAAAUCAAGGGACGACUAUGACAAAGAGCAGAAGGCCAAGCAGGGCCAGAGAAGACCCCGACACACACAAGCCUCAGUCCGUCCCAAGAAGCCUGACCAGGUGGUGUACAGACCACGUGCCAAGCGCGAGAACCACACAGAUGCAAAGAAAAGUAACUCAUCAUCAGAUGAGCAUGAAUUACCCCGGAGAAAAGCACUGUUUCGGUUGGAGUAUGAAGCUAAGAGUGGAGACAUAACAGACAUCAUUAUCUAUGAGGAUGAUGACCCCAAAUUUGUAGCAGAAAGGUUUGGAACACAGUUGGGACUAUCAGAUGAUUUGAAAAAUGCACUUUACAUACAUUUAGUAGAUGAGAUAAAGAAAUCUAAUAGUCUGUCAGCAGAUAAGAGAUAACAUUAGUGGAUAGUUUUAUCGCAGAUUGCUCAUUAUCUGUAUGAGUUCUGCCCACCAAGUACACGUGUAUGCAGACGGCUGCCAUGUGGAAUGCCAAAAUGUGUGUACAUCAUGCAAUG
Molecule: messenger RNA, 677 nt
Organism: Branchiostoma belcheri (Belcher's lancelet)
Lineage: Eukaryota; Metazoa; Chordata; Leptocardii; Amphioxiformes; Branchiostomatidae
Product: UPF0561 protein C2orf68 homolog
Exons: 4
Coding region: 73-558 (161 amino acids)
Source: RefSeq, a predicted model, not a curated record